This is a messenger RNA of Pocillopora verrucosa, 2722 nucleotides long. RefSeq names its product serine palmitoyltransferase 2-like. Lineage: Eukaryota; Metazoa; Cnidaria; Anthozoa; Scleractinia; Pocilloporidae. Gene Ontology annotation, molecular function: pyridoxal phosphate binding; serine C-palmitoyltransferase activity. Gene Ontology annotation, biological process: ceramide biosynthetic process; sphingosine biosynthetic process. The record is from RefSeq and is a predicted model, not a curated record. Gene Ontology annotation, cellular component: serine palmitoyltransferase complex.
CACAACUGACUCAAGAUGGUCGCCGGAGCGUAUGCAACGAGCCCCAGAAGGCAGAAAACGUACAAAAAUGGCUACUCUACCAAAGCUAAUGGAUUUGCAGCUCAUGAGCAAGCGAAACUUAAAGAGUUUAAAGAGUCUUUUACCGAGGAUUUCGAGGAUACACCGUUUCAAGUCGCUGUUUUAACGUAUCUAUCUUACUUCUUUUUGAUUCUGUUCGGCUACUUACGUGACUUCAUGCGAAAAUACGGUUUGGAAAAGUCGAAAGCACCGAAAGAGGGCGGAAAUGAGGGUUUUGUCCCUCUUUAUGCGGAUUUUGAAAGUUUCUACACAAGGAAUCUUUAUACUCGAAUAAGAGACUGCUGGAACAGACCAAUCUGCAGUGUUCCUGGUGCAGAUAUUGAAAUUCUUGAUAGAGUCACUGAUAAUUAUGGGUGGUCUUUCAGAAAAACUGGAGAGACCACAAAAGCACUUAAUCUUGGUUCUUAUAACUACCUUGGCUUUGCGGAAAAUGUGGGUCCAUGUGCUGAGGCUGCUGAGAAAACAGUGCUUAAAUAUGGUCUGGGAGGCUGUAGUCCAAGACAUGAAUAUGGAACUCUUCACAUUCAUGAUGAACUGGAAGCUCUUGUGGCACGGUUUCUUAAUAAGCCUGCAGCAAUAGCUUUUGGAAUGGGUUUUGCUACAAACUCCACCAACAUACCCACUCUUGUGGGGAAAGGUGAUUUGAUUGUCAGUGAUGAGUUGAAUCACUCCUCCCUUGUUCUGGGAGCCAGAUUGUCUGGGGCUAAAAUAAAAGUCUUCAAACAUAAUGACAUGAAAAGCCUGGAGAAUAUUCUUCGCGAAUCUGUUGUUCAGGGACAGCCACGCACUCACAGACCUUGGGGAAAAAUUCUCAUCAUUGUUGAAGGAAUUUACAGUAUGGAAGGUUCAAUAGUGAGAUUGCCUGAGGUAGUAGCUCUUAAAAAGAAGUACAAAGCUUACCUUUUCCUUGACGAGGCUCACAGUAUUGGUGCUAUGGGCCCCAAUGGAAGAGGUGUAACAGACUACUUUGGGGUGGACCCUGCUGAUGUUGACAUCAUGAUGGGAACAUUUACGAAGAGUUUUGGUGCAGCUGGGGGAUACAUUGCUGCAACUGAGGAAAUAAUAAACCAUAUCAGGGGAAGUUCCCACAGUGCUGCAUAUGCUUCUUCCAUGUCACCCCCUGUUGUGAUGCAGAUUAUUGCUUCCAUGAAGAUGAUUAUGGGUGAAGAUGGCACUGACAAAGGAAAGAAACGACUCGUUCAAUUGGCUGAAAAUUGCAAGUACUUCCGACAGAGACUCAAGCAGAUGGGAUUUAUUGUGUACGGUCAUGAUGCCUCCCCAGUCGUUCCUCUUCUUCUCUACAUGCCAGCAAAAAUCGCUGCAUUUGGCCGUGAAAUGCUGAAAAGGAACGUUGCUGUGGUUGUGGUUGGUUUUCCUGCCACCCCUCUCAUCGAAUCUCGCACCAGAUUCUGCCUGUCUGCCGCGCAUACCCGUGAAAUGCUGGACAAGGCUUUGGAAGCCAUCGAUGAAGUAGGUGACAUUCUUCAACUCAAAUACUCGAAACAGACACAGAAGAAAUAGCUGGAGCUACAGAGGUCACAUAGAAACAAAACACUCUAACAUAGACAUGAAAUAACUGGUAUUAUUGUUUCUUUAAAAUAAUAAUAAUAAUAUUUGAAUGUUACCCACACUGCAAUGGCCACAAAAGAGUAUGCUCUUUUUUUACUUGUGAGGCAAAGGUUUAGUUGCUGUGGUCGAACUUCUCUAGGAAUUUUUAAAUUAAAUGCAAAGUGCGAGAGACUGGGUGUCAGGUGUCAGCGCAGUAAACUUUGAGGUCCUGUCAGAUCAGGCUUUGAUUGGCGAAAAGUUCUGCCCAACUAUCCUUGAGGUACUUGCUGGGUAUCUUAGCAAAGUGCUUGGCUUAUAUUUAUUGAAGGACUUUAUGUGCUAAUUUUUUCUUCCUUUUCCCCAUAAGUCUUACAAAUAAGUUCUUGCGAGAGGUUUCUGUUUUCUUUGCCUAGCCUCUUUUCUGCAUCGUUUCCGUUUCCGAACAUUUUGCAGUUCAUUAAGAGAAAUAAACCAAUUUUUAAUAUCUGUUUCCUACACACUAAAACAAUUAUGCAACUCGACUUUGGUGCAUAGUUGUUAAAAAUGGCCCAGUUAUUUACAAAAAAUAUUGAUAUCAUUUAAGGGAAGACUCAGCAUAUGGAUAUUGAUUUUUUUUUAGACAAUUUAUACUUUUGGUCUACUAUUAUUAUAAAAAAAUGAAGUGCUCUUUCAGAGCGUUCCCUGCUAUGUACAAACAAUAGCGAUAUUAGUUUAAGGAUGCCUCAGAACGCAGAUAUUAUUUCUACUUUUGGUGUAGAUAUAUUUAAUCCUAUCAUAAGAUCUUGGUUUUAUAUUUGCUUUUCUUAAAUGGGGAAGGGGUGUGAUAAAAACCAUGUAGUAGAUAAAUAUGGACAGUACCGGUUGAAAGCUGAAUGCUUAAAGUUUUGAUUAAUGACAAUCGAAUGGGAUAGAUGUAGUUGUGUUAAAAUAUAAGCUCUUUUAAAGCCAUCACCAACAGUAAUCGAAGACGGAGCUUUGUAAUAAAUUGAACAAUUUUUGUUAAUAGGGUUGAUAAGCACAAGAAUGAAGUGAUGCUAGCAAUGGUGUAGAGAAGUCUUAAACAAUUGCCUCUGCAAUAAAAGCAUUUUGAAGAUGA